AAACGCCAAACGAUUGGCAUCAUUGAGACAAGUAUCUCAAAACAAUAGUUAUAAUGAUAUUAUGAAGAACUUAAAGAAAUCAAAAUUUUAUGAUUUAAAUCAUAACUUAUUUAAUUUCAUUGAAACCAAUUGCGGCUACAAAGAGGUUCGCAUCGCUCAGGAAUAUGCGGAUCAGUUAAAACAAACGCUGAAUGGCGUACAAAGUGAGAGAAAAGCACUGAUAGAUGAACGGUCGGCCAUACAAAAGGAUAUCAAUGAGAUGGAUGGUCACCGAAACUACACUCAUUUAUAUCGGGAACGACUGAUAGGAAAGAUAGAUGAGUUCACCGCCCAAAAAAUCUUUAAUAAUAACAUUAAAGAAUUAAAGAAAACAUUAGGUAAUAUGAUCGGGUGGCUAUUGAGGUUGCGUAAACUGAUUGACAGAUAUUGUCGGGAAACUAGCGUUGAGUCGCGCCUUUUGAUGCGAGUAUUUGACAGAAGCGGACAAAAACUGAACACAUUUUUCAAUCAAAACAAUAAUAACAACAGAAUCUACGCGAAAACGUGUCAAAUGUGUGCGAAAAUGAAUUUCCCCUUAGAAGACAUCCAAUUCGACACAUUAGGUCCGGAACCCACCUUGAUUAAUUUUUAUGUUUGUACCCCCAAAGUGGAUAUACCUCCGCCACCCCUACCACUCAUACCACCUCCAGAUGAUGAAGAGACCACCAGAUCGUUGCCC
Messenger RNA from Oppiella nova, 718 nucleotides. Lineage: Eukaryota; Metazoa; Arthropoda; Arachnida; Sarcoptiformes; Oppiidae. The record is from the annotation of a GenBank genome assembly.